Molecule: messenger RNA, 1134 nt
Organism: Ostrinia furnacalis (Asian corn borer)
Lineage: Eukaryota; Metazoa; Arthropoda; Insecta; Lepidoptera; Crambidae
Exons: 1
Coding region: 17-1093 (358 amino acids)
Source: RefSeq, a predicted model, not a curated record
ACCAACGGUUCUCAACAUGUUCACUUCCAAAUGUGCAAAUUGUACGGACACCGUGGGCGACGGACCAGAGUGCUCAAUCUGUAAGAAAAGAUUUCAUUUUGCUUGCGGAGGCAUCACUGAGCGUGGUUUCGCCAGAUUGGGUUCUGGCAGAGCCUCCUGGAUGUGCACUAAUUGCAGAGAUGCACCGCUGACGCCAAUGGAGACAUCCUGCAUCGAGACGGCGGCUGCUAACACUCCUGGCAGUUCAAGAUUCUCUUCAGGACUUCCGCUCGAGAUUCGGGCGGUUUCAACACCUAAACAUGGUGCUUCAAGUGAAGAUAAGCAAAACUUCCUUGAGUUGCUGCAAGAGGUCUCUUCCAAAAUAACGAAUAUCCAGACAGAGAUUACGAUGAUACGUGUUAUCCAGCAAGAUAUCCAACAAGUUAAAUUGGAUAUCGCCGAAAUGAAUAAUACUUUGAACACAAAGUUGGACAAAUUAAAUAACCGCGUAGACAACAUUGAGUCAAGGGUGUCAACGGUUGAGGGCCUGGUGUCAACGAUUGAGGGACUCUCAACUGAAGUCGAGGACUUGAAAAUGAAGGUCAAAACUGUUUUGGAGGAGGGCCAUAAGAAUGAGCAGUGGGUACGUCGGUCAAACAUCCAGAUUAACGGAAUUCCACAUAAAAGCGGUGAAAAUCUUAUAAAAAUCAUAAAAACCUUGGCUGAACGUAGUGGUUACCCUCUAAACGCAGAAAAUGAUAUUGAUUUCAUAACACGCGUAGCAGUGAAGAACGAUGAAGACGCCAGGAGAUCUAAACCGAUAAUACUAAAAAUGCAAUCAAGAUACAAGAAGGAUGAUUUUUUGGCUGCACUUCGGAAAUUGAGAAACAUUAAGGCAUGCGACCUGGGUUUCACCGGUAUGACUGGACGGAUUUACUUCAAUGACCAUCUCUCCCAACGUAAUAAACAGAUCUUCCAGCAAGCAAAGCUUAAAGCUAAAGAGAAAAAUUACACGUUCUGCUGGGUAAAAAAUUGUACUAUUAUGGUACGUAAAACUGAAAAAUCACCAGUAUUGCAUAUUACAUCCGAGGAAUCGUUAAAAAAAAUUUUAUAAGUGAUAUAAAGGUGUAUACGUUAAGUAUUUAUAAUAGUUUG